AUGGAUUUAAUCCUAAGCAACUUUAUCACUGAUGCUCCAUCGGUUGUUUUAAAGGCAGACAAACCGAGUAGUGAUUGUACCAAAUCCAUCCCUCAUCCGUCAACAAAUCAGCAGUCCACAGGGCAUCACACGAACGGAGCCACAGACACUGCAUCAAGUAUUGGAAAAAAUACGGAGAAUAAAAUUCCACCGACUGGGCUAAAGGUUGUUUCGAAAUCAUCCAGUUCGGCGGAUGUCGAACUCCCGAAGAUCGCCACUUCGACUCGGUCAGAUAAGCAAACGAAGAAAAAGUACACUAAAAAAGACCUGCCGACUGAUGCUCAUAAAGAUUCAUCGUUGUUACGGAACUAUAAGCGCGAUGAAACUCAUCUUAAAGUAGAAUUGCCGGCGGUACCGCUACCACAGGAGAAGUUGUUCAGCGAAGAGCCUAUUGAUUCGCUUGAAAUUCAUCCGCACUCGAAGAAAAAUAUAGUCGAUCUGCUGAACUAUAAAACCCUUACGAUGGUACAGGCCAUGGCUAUUCCACGACUGCUCAAAGGUCACGAUGCUCUUAUCCGGGCACAAACAGGGUCCGGGAAGACUUUCGCCUACGCAUUACCUCUCGUCGAGCAGUUGCACAACAUUCGACCAAAAAUCAACCGAACCGGUGGUGUUUUGGCAAUAGUGAUCGUUCCAACGCGUGAGCUUGCCUUGCAGACUUACGAAUUUUUACUAAAGCUGUUGAAACCAUACACAUGGAUUGUCCCCGGAUAUUUGUGCGGGGGUGAAAAGCGGAAAACUGAAAAAGCGAGAUUGCGAGCGGGCAUAAAUAUACUGAUCGCUACUCCUGGCCGAUUUUGCGAUCACAUACGUAAUACGAAAUCCCUGACGCUUACAUGUGUCCGUUGGGUUAUAAUAGAUGAGGCCGAUCGGCUAUUUGAAUUGGGUUAUGAGAAAGACGUCAAUGAGAUAGUAAAUGCAAUCCACAGUGUACAAGGUUCAGAGUCUGAUGAAACGGCGGGAUCCUUACAGACCGUGCUUUUGUCUGCCACACUAAGCGCUUCAGUUAAAGAGCUGGCUGGGCUAGCUUUGCGCAAUCCCACGUACGUUGAUACAAGCAAGCUCAAUGAUGAACAGCAUGACACGAGUGUUAAAGCGGAUGGAAUAUUCGAUAACAGUAACGACCAACUGCUGAACGUUGAUCAGUAUGCCUCGAUACCGGCGACAGUGAAACAGCGGUUUCUCGUCGUACCGCCUAAAUCGCGACUAGUCGCGUUGAGUGGAUUGAUAGCCCUCGAACAGCACCGCAAACCAUCGAAAUUGUUAGUUUUUAUGGCGACACAGGAUUUGGUUGACUUUCAUUACGAUGUCAUGGUUGAGGUACUCACGGUACAAAAAUUCGCUGGUUCGGGUAGCAAAAUUAGAACCAAUACAGACACCGAGAGGAGUACGACGACUGGAACAAGCGAGGACUCGGACGGUAAAGUGUUGUUGCCUAAUGUAACUAUUUUUAAACUGCACGGCCGCAUGACCCAAACCGAGCGUAGUGGGGUAUUCCAGGCGUUCCGGAAUGCGAACGCGUCCGUGUUACUCUGCACUGAUGUGGUAGCUCGUGGCAUCGAUAUUCCAACCGUGGACGUAGUAGUACAGUUUCAUGCACCACAGGUACUAGCCGAUUAUGUCCACCGUGUCGGUCGAACAGCACGUGCCGGGGAAUCGGGUAAAGCAGUACUAUUCGUCGAGGCUGCAGAAAUGGAAUACAUUCAGUACCUCGCCAACAAGCACAUCAGGAUACAAGAGCAAAAGAUAGAUGGUAUGUUCAUGAUUCUUGGGCAGCUCAUGAAAUGUGGAGCGAAGAGGCUGACUAAAAACAAGGAGCAAGCUGUAAUCGAUUUGCAGCAUCGAUAUGAACGGUUGAUUGGCGAAGAAGAGCAACUAACCACAAGUGCCACUAAAGCAUUUUUUUCUUGGGUUCGAUAUUAUUCGAAUUUCCCGAAGGAACUUCGGCACAUCUUUGCCGUCAAAGCUAUUCACAUGGGGCAUCACGCGACAAGCCUGGGUCUGCGUGAUUCACCGUCGCAGCUUAUGCAAACCCAUACUCGGUCAAAGCAGGAAAAAGGUAAUUUGUCAGGAUCUAAACCAAUGGGACGGAAACAGCCAUUGAAGCGCCGUACCGGACAAGGUUUUCCAAAGCAAGCUGCAGGCUCAAGGACCGCAAGAAAUAUGUUGCCAUCUCGACGCGGCGGAAAUCUUACUAAUGGAGCUAGUACGUUUAAAAUGGAUACACUAGACGAAAGCGGCAUGACAAAACGGUCUCGCAUGCUCUACACAUCUGAGUUCGCAAGUGGACUCGGGCCACCUCGCAAGAAGGCUAAACAAGCAUAAAAUGGUUAUCAUAUCCUUUUUCGAAUUAGAACACGGAGCAGAACUGUGCUCGUCU
This is a messenger RNA of Anopheles nili, 2419 nucleotides long. RefSeq names its product probable ATP-dependent RNA helicase CG8611. Lineage: Eukaryota; Metazoa; Arthropoda; Insecta; Diptera; Culicidae. Gene Ontology annotation, cellular component: nucleus. The transcript is spliced from 5 exons. The record is from RefSeq and is a predicted model, not a curated record. Gene Ontology annotation, biological process: ribosome biogenesis. The coding region runs from base 1 to 2364 and encodes 787 amino acids. Gene Ontology annotation, molecular function: ATP binding; nucleic acid binding.